Messenger RNA from Oreochromis niloticus (Nile tilapia), 8513 nucleotides. RefSeq names its product triadin. The record is from RefSeq and is a predicted model, not a curated record. The transcript is spliced from 32 exons. The coding region runs from base 500 to 4045 and encodes 1181 amino acids. Gene Ontology annotation, cellular component: sarcoplasmic reticulum; membrane. NCBI's taxonomy places the organism in Eukaryota, Metazoa, Chordata, Actinopteri, Cichliformes, Cichlidae. Gene Ontology annotation, molecular function: signaling receptor binding.
CUCUCUUCUCUCUUUCCCUUCCAUCAUCCGUCAGUCCCUGUGCUCGGUCUAAUUCUGUCUGAGCCAGUGGAGGUGUGGGUGGGGGGACAAGCUGCUCUAUCUACAAUCCCAGCCCUAAGCAGGCAAAGGGCAAAGACACGGGCCACGUUAACUUGGUCUCUGUCUGUCUCCCCAGCCUGAUCCACUGGGACAGACGUCAGCUUUCAAGACUUUUUUCCAAACCAAGACCCAUUAAAACUUUCUGAUGCCUGGAAACAUAGUGCAGGAUUAAGUCCUGAGAAUGGACAAAGGGGUGUAGGGUUUCUGGUGGUGGCCAAUGGUUUAGUUUUUUCAUAUUCUCAUAUAUCACAAACCGUUUGGAUGACGUUGCUGGAUUGGAAUUAAACACUGGAUUAAAUUGUGCAGACGAUCCAAGGAUUUACCACAAGUAUUUGUUUUCAUGGCAACAAAAUCUCCAUAAAGGAUUUAAGUUUUGUAACAGAAUAUUUAUUUUGAAACCAUGACUGAAACAGCUGAAGCACGAACAUCGACCACUACAACCAUGGUCCUCGACCACAAGAACGGAGAUGCUGGGGCACCACCUGUGCGGGUGUUGAAGAAAUCUUUUACAGAUGACUUUUACUCUACUUUCAGCUCCCCGCUGGCCUGGAUCUUGGUUCUGGCUCUUAUCAUUACUUGGUCUUGUGUGUUCGUCAUUAUGUUUGAUCUAAUGGACUACAAGACCAUUUCAGGUCACCCACCCAGGAAGGUUUUAAAGGAUUCAGGGCGUAGAGGAGGCCUCAGCAAGAUCAGCUCAGACCCCAUGAAGGCGGUAAACGAUGCCGUGGACGAAUCAUCAAACAUAAUCACAGGAAUCUUGAAAUUUGCUGCCAACUUAAUUGCUCCAGACGACGAUGAAGGAACUCUAUACGCAGUCAGAAAAAAAGGAGAAUUUCUACCAUCACGAACUAAAGUCAUAGGAAUGCAAGCACAAAAGCAACCACCAAUGGCUGAAGUUCUGGAGGAUGAAGAGGGGGAGGGAGAGGCAGAGGGAGAAGAAGGGGAUGAAGGAGAGGAGGCUGGGGAGGGCGAAGAGGAGGAGGAAGAAGAGGAAUAUGAGGAAGAGGAGGAGGAGUAUGGAGAUGAAUAUGAGGAAGAGGAGGAGUAUGAUGAGGAGUAUGGAGAUGAAUAUGAUGAAGAGGAGGAAUAUGAGGAGGAAGAAGAAGUAGAUGAGGAGGAGGAGGAAGAGGGGGAGGAGGAGGAGGGGCUGGAGGAAGAGGCAGAAGGAGAUGAAGAGCAGGAAGGCGAAGAACUGGAGGAUGAGGAAGAGGAGGAUGAUGAUGAAGUUUCUCCUGAACCCAUUUCCACUUCUGAGGAUGAAGAGUCGGCUGUAUCUCCUGAUUCUGAGUCCGAUAUUCCUGUUGGGGUGACAGACAGUGACGAAGAGGUAACUUUACCCGAUGAAGAUGAUGAAAAAGAUGAAGAAGAACAUGAUGAAGAUGAAACCAGUGACGAUGAACUUCUUUCCAGUGAAGAGGAAGAGGGGGAGGAUGAGCUGGAGGAUGAUGAAGAAGAUGAUGAAGAUGAUAGACUAGCUGAGGGUGUUACUGAUAGCGAUGAUGUCAUUGCAGAAGACACUAGCGAUGACCUGGAUCUUCCUCCUAUUGUAGCUGGUAGUGAGGAUGAGGAAGAUAUUGAUCACAAACUGGCAGAGGAUGAAGAUCUUUCUCCUCUUCCUGCUGAAGAUGAAGACUUGGAAGAAGACAUAAAAGCUGUAGACACAGACGAGGAGGAAGAUGAUGAUGAGCUGGACCAAUCAGAUGAGGACAUCUCUGUUGCAUCCUCUGAACACUUUGCAGAUGAUGAAGAUGAUGAGGAAGACCGUAAAGAUGAUGACCUUGACCUGGACUUUGACAAAGAUAUCCUUGAAGACCUUAAACACAAAGAUGCUCAAGACAAACCUGAUGUCACUAAAGAGGGCAUCCCUGAUGAUGACAAAGAGGAAGAGGAGGAGGAAGCUGGCAUUCCUCCCUUUGCGAGCACAGACAGCGGAGUCUUAGGUGAUGAAGAUGAUGAGGAUGACAUUUCCUUUGAUACGGAUGAGGACUCCACUGGAGAAAUAAUCCUGAGUGACUCUUCUGACACAACUGAUGAUAAGGAUGUUGAUACAAGCUCUUUGGAUGAGGAGGAUGAAGAAGACGAGGAUGAAGAUGAAGAAGAUGAUGGUGUUGGUGAAAUCUUGAUGGCAGCUGCUGCUGCAGGAACAUUUACUGUCCAGGAGGAGGCAGCAAAGACUGAUGAAGACCAUGAAGAAGGGGAUGAGCUCGAAGAGGCUGAAGAUGAAGGGAAGACUGAAGACACAGAAACAAAAGAAACAGGCACCACCCGGCCUGCAGCUCCGGAGGAGAAGGAUGAGGGCAAAGAUGAAGAGCCAAUUUCUAAACCCGACAAAUCUGUAGAUGAACAGGAAGACAAGAAAGAGGAGUACGAUGAAGACGAAGAUGAGGAUGAGAAAGCAUCGGUGGAUGUGAUCAAACCUGUUCCUGGACCAGAGGAGGCAGCACCAAAGACGGAACCCACAGUGUGUCCCUGUAUGCACUCUGCAAAGACCAAAGAGUCUCCCACUAAGACUGCUAAGGCAAAAGAUGCUCCCAAGAGAGUUUCUGCUGUGAGAAGGAGAAAAGAUCGGGAAACUGUGAGGACUGUAAAGGCUUUAAAGACAGCUGAGAAGCCCAAACGGACAGCUCUUCCCAGAAUGACUGGUCUGCCUCCGAAAAUAGCAAAGAUCCGAAGAUUUCCUCCUUUUCUGAAAGCCAAGAAAGUAGAUAAACCCAAGGCUUCCAAAGCAAAGACAGAGACCAAAAAGCAAGAACAGGUCACAGACUCUGGACAAGAAGUUGGGCCUUGCAGACCUGCACCAGUCUAUUGCCCGUCCCCACCUGGAUGGUAUGUUCAUCACAUAGUCACAGACAAUCCUUACCCUCCUCCCACCAUGUCAGCUCCCUCUGCUCCUGUACUGACCGCCCACCCUGUCCAUCCCGGAGCCCCACAGACACAGGGCGUUUAUCAGCAGCAGCCUCCGCCACCACCAAUGCAUCCACUGUACGCACAGUAUCAACCAUAUCAGCCACCACUUCAGCCUGUGAUGCCGCCUCCACCAGAUCCAGUUCAACCGCUCCAGCCUGUACAGCCAGAAGCUGCAGAAGAAGAAGAAGAAAAAGCUCCUGCCCAACCUGAGGUCCCGACUCCAGCUGUUGAAGCUCAGCCUGCUGAAGCUCCGGUUCAAGAACCAGAGGCUGCUGAGGAGGACGUGAUUGCUGUCUCCACAAAGAAAGCAAAAAAGACAACAAAGGCUGCUGAUUCAGACAAAGAGCCAGGAGCAGCCAAAGGGAAAACAAAGAAAGACGCUGCUGUUUUGGAAGAGAAAACCAAAGUAGACACCGCAAAGAAAGUGGCAGCUGCUAAAAAAGAGAAAAUCAGAACUGAUGCAGGGACAAAAAAAGAUCCAUCUGCAAAACAUAAAGCUAAAAGUGCUGCAGCUCCUAAGAAAGCGCCUGCGGCUGAACGACAGAAGAGGAAAGCAGCCUCUGAAAAGACAGUGGCACCUAUCAGGAGCAAAGUGAAGGCGUCGACAGCUAAGACAGAUCCAGAACCACGUCCACAGCCACUCAGACUGAGACCGAGACUUGACAUUGGCCGGAGGGCAAAUGUAACCUCUGAGGCCCACGAGGAGAAACCUGCCAGAUCUUCAUCUGAACCAGCCAAGACAAGAUCAAAAUUAUUGGCAGCAAAGAAAAGCCAAGCAGAGAAGGCUGAAAAGAAAUCUGUCAAAGAGUCUCAAGAAAAAGAGAAACAAGCAUCAAAAACUGAAGAGCUCAAGAAAGAAGAAAAUAUUACAGAAAAGAAGAAACCUGGACAGAGAUUCUUCCAGUGUGUUUAUGUCCCGGGCAAAAAUGCCCAGUACCCUUUACGACCUUUCACUCCAGCCAUGUCCCCCACCAUGAUGUCUCCUGCACUCAGAGCCAUGUUGGAGCAGCAGAGAGCAGCCAGGGCAUCUGGGCAGUAGGACCACCUGAAGCCUCUAUAUAUAUCUGAUAGCACUUCAUCUUUCCAUCCAGCAGGGGGAGAUGUUUGAAUCUGUGCUAGCUUUACAUUCAGAGGAUGAUCACAGAGAGAGAGAAAAAAGUGGACAGACUUACUUUGUCUUUAAUUUAUUGAAAUAUUUAGUGGUUGAGCUCCUGGGGUUGCUGUUAAUAUUGCCCAUUUUACCCUCUGCUUAUGCUGCUCUACUAUACCUAUUUUCAGUAAGAAAAAUGCCAUCUUGUGAAUAUUAUUUUAAUUAUAAAUAGUAUUUAUAAUGUAUAUAAUGCAUGUUUUUAAUUUAGAAUGGGAUAAAUGGGUCACAUCUUAGCAUGUAAUAUAAAACUGUUUUUGUGUUGCUCUCCGUGAUGCCCCUUAUCAGAUUUAACAGUAAUUUAAGGUAGUUUAGUUUAUAUCCAAGCAAACACUUAUACUCUAUUAAGACAAGGUUUUACUGUCUAAGAUUAUUUGCAACAGGAAAAUAUAUUACAUUGAAUUGAAUGUUAAUGUCAGUAAACCCAAGCAAAUACAUUACAUAAAAUAAGAUUGAAUUGAAAAGUAUUUUUUCCCAUUUUUUCAUAUAAAUAACUGCAUUUUCAGUUCCUGUAACCAUGCCCCGUGUUUGUUUCUGCGGCUUUGCUGCAUCUGCAAUAGAACAGAAUGCAAAUGUUGGAGGGUCAAAUCCCAGGAGCUCCCACAUUGAUCCGAGCAGCAUCCCUGUCACUGAACAUCCAUCAGCCUCAUCAAUCGUAGGCGCAUGCUGUGAUUGAUGGACACAUAUGUCUUGACAUAUUAUGAACACAUCUAGCAUGAAACUGUCGGCCAUUUACCUUUCACCGCUAAUGUUUUUUUUUUUUUUUUGUAGAGGUUCAUUUCAAUAUGUUACAUGCCACAUUUUAACUUGUGACUCCACUUAAAGUGGUGUAUUGGAAAUACUGUAGACUAGUAGAUGAAUAAAAUAUAGAAGAAUCUGAAAAAAUAGAUAUUUACUAACAUCCAAGAGGCGCCCAAAAGAUUUGUAUAUCUGUAUGAAUACAAACUCAAUAAUGCAAUGCAGUCUCAUUACACAUAUUGGAGCUGCAAAAUUAAAUAAACCUGCAUCCAAUUAAGAAACAUAUUUAAAUGAAACAUAAAGCUAAGUAAGAAAAAGGGGAUAUGAUUUUUUAAAAUACAUUUUCUUGUGUAUAUACAAUAAUUAUUAAAUAGUCUAGGUUCUCUGUGUAACUUGAAGCAGCUUGUAUGUGGGACUGUGGGCUUCCCAGUGGUGGUUUAUUGGCCAGGAAAUGAGUAUGCAGCAAAAUCAGCAAUGUUUUUGUGGCGCCUCAUUAGGUGUAAUAAAUUCAGAAAACCUGUUUUUGAUUUGUUUUUCUUUUAAAGCCAAAGAUUGCAAUGCUGUGCUUUUAUCUUAAAAAUGAAGUGCAAUUCCUGGAUAGUAAAUGUCUUGUAAUGAUGUGUUUUAUCACAGAUGACCUCUAAUUACUUACAAGUAUCAGCUCCUCAUGUUCAGAGGCAGGGACAACUUUGAUGUGACCAACUCAUGAGACACUGUGAUGUCUGCUACACUGAAUGAAUGUCAUUUGUGUUAAUCAUCAGCUUAUUUAUUAAGUCUGAUCUUGUCAUAUUUCUUUUUACCUCAGUCAUUCAUAGCUCUGGUUUUGUACCUUAUAGCAACAUGGCUGCCUUGUUGACACUGCCAAACUGUUGCUGAGCAUCACCAGUGAUUUCUGUCGCCGUCUUACUGAAUGAAAACUUGAUGAAAAGAACCAAAAAAGGUGUUUUUAAGCUGGGCUUAAUCCUGGGAUAUGACCCACUCUUGCCCAGAUUGUGCUGUCACAUUCACCUUUUAACAGAGUGAGUUCCUAAAGACACACAAAUCUACUAGUUUUUAAUAGCUAGUCCAUGCUUUAAAAAAAUGCUUUUGACACUCACGGCCAGAGUAAAGACAACGCAAAGCACUCAUAUUGUUGCAUUUUUAACAUAUUAUGACCCUGUGGAUUGAGCUACAUCAAUUAUUAAGAUGUUAUUUUAAAUUUGAUUUUUGUUUUUGUUUUUGAGGUAUGGCAGUGAAGUGCGGCUCAACCAGAGGUUCUUGAAGUUAUCAGGGCCAGGGACCUCUUAGAGGGGUGAAAGUUUUCCAAGGUUCCCCUCAUAAUCCACAUUCAAAGCAGUUAAGAUGCUUUGAACCUCGUGUUACUUGUUGUUGUGGACUGACUCAGAUAUUUCCCUAUGCUAUCUUGCAAGGUAGUCAUCUAACUAAUACGCCAAACUAUGCAGCAGAACAUUUCUGCUGUCCUUGAGUGUUGUUACGGACUUUCUACCAAACUGACUCAAUGCAUAUUGAUAUCAGACUCUCCAUUAACCCAAAGACAACUUUGGGGAUAAAAAUGGACUCAAUAUAUAUUCAUAUUUUUUUAACUGUGAAAUUGUUACCAUUCAUUAAAAUCCACUUUUAAUGAUGCAGCACAGAUUACUCAAUUUAAAGCAAAUUAUUUUCAGACCCCUCGGCUAUGAGAUAUCAACCGUAGGGCCGACUCACCAUUGCACUUGCUAAUCCUAACUGUAUUGUAACUUUUUCUAAAACUGCUUUUUUUAAAGCCUCAAACUGUGUUUAGCGAGAAAUUGAAUUUUAGAGGUGAGUUUAAAGUAAGUUACUUGAAAACUUCUAUUUAAUUAUUGCAAACUAAAAAAUCAUCCUCCAGCUUAAUAACAUAAUUAGAAAUUUUUCUUGUUCUUUUUUAAGAGUUAGUUCUAAAUAAAGUGACGUUUACUGAUAUGAACUGAACAUUUUCAUCACUUGUUUUACCAAUAAUUAGCUGCCAAAGAUCGCACAGUGGCCAUUUUGACUAAAACUAGUGUGUUGCAACAUUAAAGAAGGUCCUGCCCCUUUUAGGUGCAGGCCCAUAAUUUUUGUGAUAUUGUUACAUAAAUAACAGUCUUGAUUUCCUUAGACUCAAUCUAAAAGAUGAACAUAGCCAGUGUGACAUCACCCAUUGGUUUCUGGACUUUUUCUUUGUUUUUAUUUAGUUUAUUUCAUUUCAUUUUUCUUUAUUCCUGAGUUUAACAGAACAUUGAUUGUAAGGGUUUUUUGUAAACUCUCAUUUUAUAAACAAGUCUGAAAUGAAGUGUAUCCCUGAGGUUUCAGUAUUGCGCUCCAGGGGUGAGGUCAGCAGUCCUGAAGUGGUAAAGAAGCCUAAUGAGAUCUGACAUAAUGUACUGCUGCAACUGAUUGUAGGUGGUGUAAGUGUUUGUUGGAGUAAGUUAUCACCUUAAAAUGUGGUUUUUACUGGUGUUUUGAUUAAUCAUAUUCCAGAAGGGCGUAUCAGCAGUAGUCUGCUGGUGCCUCAGUGUUCUGAAGGUCCUCAAAACAUAUAAAACAGUAAUUACAGCAUAAACUGUGGCUAUGUGCUGUAAUUAUGUUUUAAAGUGUUAUUAACUGUAAUUUAACGUGAGUUAAACCGUGAUCUCAUACAAGAAAACGAACCAGAAGGAACACACAAAAACAUCAGAGCUCUAUCUAAUGUAACUCCAGGUCCUUCAUACAUAUUCAUGUGAGCCUACAGUUGUAAGGCUGAGUUCAACUUGACUACUCUACGUCCCUGAUUAUGUUUUAAGUACAUGCGUUUGGAUGGUGUUGUUAAAAGCAAGUGAUCUGCUUUUUCUUAUGCAUGUUUUUUUUUCUGAAAAGCUGUAGUGCAACACUUACACUUUUGCUUCACUGUAUUUCACUAUGAUGUGUUGCUGUCAUAUUUGUCUUUCAUUCUUUUAUUGGUUGGUAGUUAUCUGAAACUACAGACAAAUUCAUGUAAUUGAUCUGCGAUCUCCAAGGAGAAUAAAAAAUAGCUGGGUUUCUUGUAGAUACUUCAUCUGGGAUUGGAGUGCAGUUUAACACUCUUUAAAAAAGUCUAAUUCCACAAAAUACAGUUUGAGGUUGUUUUGUUUUGGAAGGAUAUAUUUUGUUAACAAAUUGUACUAUUUUCUGCAUGAUAAUGUCAUUUAUUUAAAUUCAAGGCUGCUUUUUUUGUAACACACAAGUAAGACUGCGGUGUCACAAAAAGCAGUCACUCUGGUGCUGUACAAAUACUGUAGAUAAUAGUUAAUGAGACUUAUCACUCCAUUAGUUCUCAAAGAUAAUAAUAAAUUUGUUAACACGUUUGCUCAAAAAACUGUUUUAAAUUAAAGAUGUUUUUUUUUCUUGUGCUUUAUCAAAUAUGUAUGAAAAUGAUGUUUUAUUAAGAGAAAGUAUGAACUACCUGCUGCAUGUACUAUAAAGCAGAUGUGUUUAAUUCACUCAGUCACUUUCCAGAAGCCAGUUAAGUGUCAUACCUGACAUUUCAGGCAAUAAUAUCAUUGGAGGGACAACACUGAGUCUGCUGUGCUUAUGUAGGAAACUUUUACCACUAUGCAGUUUUUGUGUCAAAACCUGAAUAAAUUUUUGAAGAUAUCUAUGAGGGGCA